Molecule: messenger RNA, 1150 nt
Organism: Aspergillus heteromorphus CBS 117.55
Lineage: Eukaryota; Fungi; Ascomycota; Eurotiomycetes; Eurotiales; Aspergillaceae
Exons: 2
Coding region: 80-1150 (356 amino acids)
Source: RefSeq, a predicted model, not a curated record
GAGAGCGCGCAAGUAUCUCCAACCGUAGCUCAACUCCAACCCCAGAUCUGUUCACCAAACACCCAUUUUUGAACCAGACAUGAUCGCGUACACUCCACGCCCAAAAUCUGUUUUAGCUCUCUUCCGUGAGUUGCUGAAUACGUUCAUUCAUUCGUCUGGAGAUUACCCUCUGCUUAGACAGACCCAUGAACUCUUCCCAGCGGAACCUGUCGAGAGAAACUUCACCUUGUUAAUUCCAAUUAUUGCGAGAAUCAUCCUCGACUUGCUGACCAACCAGAAUAAGAUCGAAUACGCAAUUGGGCAUGUGAUCAUGUCGAUGUUGAUACUCGAAGCUGUGAGGAGGCAGGCUGCCAGUCCAUCAGAAAUAGAUGGCGGCGGAAAACGCAUCCCGUUGUCUCGACGGCUUCUACAAGCAGUUUCCUGUCUCCACCGCAAGGGCGGUCUCCGUGUUCUCUUUAAUGUAUUCGGUACUUCUUGUGCUUACUGGACCACUCACUCCUCCUUAACCACGAUAUUAUCAUCGCUAGUCCUUCACAACAAAACACUUCGUCCCUUCGCCCACAUCCUCUCAUCGGUCCUACUUGCCGGGGCGCAUUUCUCCUGGACCGCCCAUACGAUUCUCCCUCAUGACCAAUACCCCAGCCCAGUGAGCCAUAUGAGCAGAUUACUACGGGACAGCCGAAGUCGCCAGCUAUGGAAGGUCUUAGCGAUCCCCGCCCUAAUUCACUCCUCGGCGGAGGUCCUGAUGAGUUAUAUCCCCGCUAUGGUCGAACAUUUCAUCGGCGUACCACAAGAAAGCCUCACACUAGCGACCAAAUCGAACAUCAUCCUGUCGGAUAUUCUUGUGUCGGUGUUUAUGCUGGCUUGUCAUGUUCUGCUUCUUUUCCCGUCAUAUAUUGUCUUGAUCGCCGUCGAAGCGAGUCUUCUUCCUCCGUCCUGUGAAACUAUUGUGUUUGAGUCGAGCAGGCAGCGAGGGUUGAGGAUUGGGGAGAUAUUUUCGAGGGUUGAGGUGCCGUUACAGAUGCUGACGGCUUCGCGGAUGGUUGGUGUGGGGAUGUUGUUGUGGUGUCUUGAGCUCCAUGUGAAGAUGUGUCUCUUUUUGUUGGGCGUUGCGGCUGUUGCUCAUUUCGCUGCUCGUGGCCUGCUUUGA